GAAUUUUACGUGUUUGGGGCAUCUUGUGGAACAUUGGUUUAUGUUGCGUGAAAAGCGACUCCAGCGGGAAAUUGCAGCAUUAUGUUUAAAGGCAGAAAAAAGUGUCAGAAGUAGUUGAAAUUUUGCGGGAGAUUGUUGUGUUUUCAGUGGGCUCCCACACAUAAUUAAUUUUUAUUAUCCGCCCAAGAGACAGAGUGUGGUGUGCCACUCCCAGUGACUUCCUGCAAUGCCUGGUCAGGUGUGAAAUGUGCAAAAUUGUGUAUUUCUGGGAAGUGAGAUUUGGAAGAAUUUGAGAAGAGGAAUUUACAAGAGAGAACAAGAGAUAGAGCAAGAACGGACGAAGAGAUGCCCGAUUCAGAGAGGGACACAGUGACAAAGGAGUGGCUGCAGGCAGAACUGCGAGCUGCCACGAGGGAUCUCAUAAUCCUUGAUUGUCGCAGCACGAAUUUCUAUGCAGAAUGCCACAUCCGUUCGGCUGUGAACUUCUCCAUUCCCAGCAUUAUGCUGAGGCGCCUGGCAGCAGGGAAGAUUGACAUUACGUCCACAAUUAAGUGUCGUGCCCUGAAACAGAGGAUCAUCAAUGGCUACAAAGAGGGUAUCUUCGUCCUCUACCACGAUGUGAUGGACGCAACAAAUGACACGAUUAAUGUGUUGCAUCGACGACUCAAACAAGAUGGCUGCCAUGUUGUGUGUCUCGAAGAAUCCUUUGGGAGCUUUCGUUCGUCCUUCCCGGAAUGGUGUGAGGAGACAUCUGAUAGCAAUGUUGAUGCCAAAAUGACUCACGGUGGACAAACACCAGCUGAACAACUCAUGGGGUUGAGAUCUCUGCGGAUUUCCACACCACAAUCAGACUCUGCGUGCAGUAGUUCAGCCGAGUCGUCAGACUGUGAGAGUUCAACGCAUUCGCACAGCAUUGCCACCACGGGGGCACCAGUGGAAAUUCUACCGGGACUUUUUCUCGGGAAUGCAUCGCACAGUGAAGACUCCAGGGCACUACAGAAAUACAAUAUUCGGUACGUUUUGAACGUGACACCAGAUUUGCCAAAUGUAUUUGAGGGCUCAGGUGGGAUACAGUACCUUCAGAUACCAAUUACGGAUCACUGGAGUCAAGAUGUGGCCGUAUACUUCCCAACGGCAAUUCAAUUUAUCGAGGAAGCCCGCACAAAGGGAGCUGCUGUACUUGUUCACUGCCUAGCUGGGGUAUCACGAUCCGUCACAGUGACUUUGGCCUACCUUAUGCACGCACGAUCACUCUGUCUCAAUGACGCCUUCUCACUUGUGCGCUCCCGUAAGCCGGAUGUAUCACCCAAUUUCCACUUUAUGGAGCAACUGCAUUCAUUUGAGCGGCAACUCAAGGCAACACCAACGGGACGUCCUGCCAUGGAGCCCCAGGUGCCGCCGGUGCGAACACGUGCAUCCAAAUACUCGUGCGGAUGCGCUGAGGUUGAGUGCAAAUGCAUGCAGACGGAUUUUCUCUUAACAACCACUGGGGUGAGCCCAGAUUCGGGCAUUGAAUUCGAUCGAUGGACACCGGGGGACACGGAGACGCCCAAAUGAGGACGCGCCGUGGGGAAGAGUUUUGUGUUGCCCAGCGUUGAGGAUGUCGAAGAAGGUGCUGCCGCCACCACUUCGGAUGCAUCCUCAACGUGCACCCACCACGACUGAGAUCAGUGUGGGCAAUGUGUACCAACCGAAUAAAUGGUGGGUUCAUUGCCAUGUGUGUGCGUGUGGGCUACCUAUCGCAGAACUCUUUACCUACGGGGAUUCAUUCACGUUGGGGAGAGAAAAAAAAGAAUUAAAAUUGCCAGAGAUUCCAAGCGGGGAAAAAUAGACAGAAAAUCUGGUAAGGAAAAAUGUUCUCAAUAAAGGAUUUUCUUGGAAGUAUUCAAAAGAAUUUUAUUCCAAACUCUUGCAUUUUAUUCCUUUAGUCAAAUAAAGGAAUUGAUUGAAUUUGGAAAAUUGCCAAUAUUUGAGGAAGAUGAUUGAUUUUUAUUUCUUCAAUUUUCCCAUAAAAUGCAAUGAAUGUUUUUCCAAGAAAAUUCUCAAGAGAAAAUGCGCAAAGAAGAAAAUCACGCAUUAAAUGUAAAGAAAACACAAACAUAUUAUUUUCGGCAGCUUAUAAGAAUGUUGUGUAGUUGAUAUUUGUUGAUUAAUCCAUUUUCUGUUGAAGACAGAAAUGAAAAAAAAAUAGGCUUAAACAAUUUAAAAAAAAAUCGAGAAUAAUAUUUAAAAAAUAUUUGUGAAAUAUUUGCUGAACAUUUCAGCGGAUUUCUUUUUUUUUCAUUAUAUAUUAUACACAUAAAAAUAAUCUAUAUAUUAAAAAGUAAAAGAAAAGAAAUACUAGAAAAAGUAAUAAAUGUGUAAUAAAUUUAAUUGAUAUUUCAUGAAAAGUGUAAAAUCGUUUUAAUAAUUGUAAUUAUUAAUAUUAAAAAAAAGAAAAUAUAAUGUUGAGAAAAAAA
Molecule: messenger RNA, 2459 nt
Organism: Lutzomyia longipalpis
Lineage: Eukaryota; Metazoa; Arthropoda; Insecta; Diptera; Psychodidae
Gene: Mkp3
Product: dual specificity protein phosphatase Mpk3
Exons: 4
Coding region: 346-1557 (403 amino acids)
Biological process (GO): protein dephosphorylation; negative regulation of MAPK cascade
Cellular component (GO): cytoplasm; cytosol
Molecular function (GO): protein tyrosine/threonine phosphatase activity; MAP kinase tyrosine/serine/threonine phosphatase activity
Source: RefSeq, a predicted model, not a curated record